Anguilla anguilla (European eel) is the source of this 6966-nucleotide messenger RNA. It is a transcript of the gene nup205, whose product is annotated as nucleoporin 205. Gene Ontology annotation, biological process: nuclear pore organization. The transcript has 42 exons. The record is from RefSeq and is a predicted model, not a curated record. Gene Ontology annotation, cellular component: nuclear pore inner ring; nuclear pore. NCBI's taxonomy places the organism in Eukaryota, Metazoa, Chordata, Actinopteri, Anguilliformes, Anguillidae. The coding region runs from base 37 to 5985 and encodes 1982 amino acids. Gene Ontology annotation, molecular function: structural constituent of nuclear pore.
UUGACAGUCUGCCGGGUAACUAGAUCUUGAUCCAAGAUGGCGGCGCAGAUGGCGGUAAAUUCAGGAGCCAGUUUGUGGGGGCCGCUGAAAGAGCUGUGGGAGACGGUGGAGGGUGCGGUAUGGCGGAGGCAGGCAGAGAGCGUCCACCUGCUGGGCCUCCAACUGAAGAAACACAAGCCCCACUUCCUGUCCCUCUUCAGGAACCCUCCAAAGAGUGCAGAGCAGAGGGAAAAGGUGCGAAAGGCCAGCUUGGAAGGCAUUUCCAUUCAGGGCCAGCAAGGGGCACGGCUGUUACCUGAGGCCCUGCUUACAGAAGCCUUCAUACUGAGCGACCUCUUUGAUAUGGGAGAGAUGGCAGCCGUGGAGCUGUUGCUAGCAGGAGAACACCAGCAGCCAUAUUUUCCUGGGCUGACGAGAGGGCUGGUGGCCGUGCUCCUGUACUGGGAUGGCAGGCGAUGUUUGGCCAAUUCUCUACACACACUUAUCCAGUCCCGACAAGGAAAAACCUUCACCCUUGAACUUAGCGGCGAGCUGGUGGCACUGACCACGCGCUUCACUGACGAGCUGAUGAGCCAGGGCCUGACGCCGCGCAUCCUGACGCUGGUGUCUGAGAUCAGCGUCACGCGGGAGUUUGAGCGCCUGCAGAAGCAGUGCGGCCUGGGCAAUGAGAAACACAGGAAGGAGGUGUCCGACCUCAUCAAGGAGUGCCGUCUCUCUCUUGCCGAGUGUCUGUUCUCCUGGACCUGCCAGUCGCCGCUGGGCAAGGACGACACCCUGGCCCUGAUUGGCUACCUAGAGACGGUGACAGCUGAGGGUGACGGCUCAUUGGACAGUGUCAACGUGGCUCUGGUCAUGGCGCUCUUGUACUGCCUUGAUGUCAGCUUUGUGGAGCAGGGAACAGAGGACAGAGAAGAUCUGCUGCAGGCCUUGCCCCUGCUGACGGAGAGGGACUACGUGUCUGCGGUCCACAGCCGGCUGAUGGAGAUGAAGCCCUGGAAGCUUCCGGGCCUGCAGGCGGUGGCGCGUCUGGCCUGGGCCCUGUCCCUGCGCGCCCUGUCCCAGCUGCCACAGGGAGCAGCGCUGGUGGAGUUCACCGAGGGGGACGAGACUCUGGCGGACCAGGCCCUGUUGGACAGCGUGUUCCUGUUUCUGACCGAGGGCGUGCUGAGCUGCGAGGCUUUCGUGCAGGAGGAGUUCUACGUCCGCCGCCUGCACUCCCUCAUCACAGACUUCCUCGCGCUCAUGCCCAUGAAGGUGAAGCAGCUACGGAACCGCGCAGACGAGGACGCCAGGCUCGUGCACAUGGCCCUGCAGAUGGGCUCUGAGCCCCCCACCUCCCUGCGCAGAGACCUGGACCACCUCAUGAUCCUGAUCGGAGAGUUCUACAGCAAAGACCCCUUCAGCCUGGAGCUGGCCUUGGAUUUCUGGUGCCCCUCUGAGUCUCUCCAGCACACCUCCCUCACAGGCUCCUACCUGGGCGUGGCCCUGCAGCGGCCCCCACACAAGCAGGUGGUGCUGUCCAAGUUUGUGCGACAGAUGGGUGACCCGCUGCCCCCCACCCUGUACAUCCCCUACCUGCGCAUGCUGAAGGGCCUGGCCACCGGUCCUCAGUGCGCCCAGUACUGCCUGUGUCUGCUGAGGGCCAACGGAGCCCCGCACAGAGAGAACCUGCAGGGAGCAGCAGCGAGUCCUGUGUCCUGGGAGCACUUUUUCCAGUCUCUCAUGCUUUACCACGAGAACCUGCGGAGAGAUCUACCGAACGCUGACACCGCGCAGUACCGCCACCCGCCACUGCGGGGCAUCACCCAGAGGGAGCUGGACGGCCUGACCGCCUUCCUGCAGCUGCUCACCACCAUCGUCACCUGGAGCGAGAGCGCGCGCCUGACCCUGUGCAAGCACCCCCAGUGGACGCCCGUGGUGGUGAUGCUGGGGCUGACUCAGUGCAGUAUCCCACCCGUCCUGAAGGGGGAGCUCCUCAACUGCCUGGCCGCCUUCGGCAAGUCGCCCGAAGUUGCUGCCUCUCUGUGGCAGUCGCUGGAGUACGCGCAGGUCCUCCAGACAGUACGAGCCCCAGGACAGAGAGCGGGUGCUGGGAUUGAGGUGGAGCUGAAUGAGAUCGAGUCCAGCUGUGAGGAGUACCCUCUGACCCGCGCCUUCUGUCACCUGAUCAGCACGCUGGUGGAGAGGGCGCUGCCCGUGAACCUGGGGGUGGGGCUGCGUGCGCCCGGACUGCAGCCCUACCUGGACUUCCUGCGCGACAGCGUCUUCCUGCCCUUCCCCACGCGGGCGUACCGCCAUGCGGCGGAAAAGUGGGAGGUGGCGGAGGCGGUGCUGGAUGUCUUCCACAAGCUGCUUCAGGACUACAAGCCCCAGCCUGCAGACUUCCUGUCCGAGACCGUGGUGCUGCAGGGAGAGCAGAUCCCCGCCCACAAGCCCCCUGGAUACAGCCUCAUGUUCCACCUGCUCAACGACUCGCCCAUGCUGGGCCUGUGUCUCCGCCUGCUGGAGGAGGGGCUGUCCCUCCUGGACGCCUACGCCCCCUUCCCUGGUCAGAAGCAGCUGGAGCAGGCCGUGCUGCACUGCCUCGGCCUGCUGGACCUGGCCCUGCAGAAGCAGGUGGUGUACAUGGACCUGCUGAGGGAGAGCCAGGCCACUCUGCUGGCGUCCCCCCUGGAGCAGCUCCUGCAGGGCAUCAGUGCGCGCAGUCGCCGGGCAGAUCACAUCGUCAACAUCGCCAGGUACCUCUACCACAGUAGUUCCAUCCCAGAGGCUGGACUCCUGAGUGCCAAAAUCCUGUGCCACAUUGCCCGCUACCCCAACAUCCAGUCCCGGCUGGUGGGGGACUUCACACAUGACCAGGUCGUGAGUGACAAACUGAUGGCGGGAUUUGUGGAGUGUCUGGACAACGAGGAGGCAGAGGAAGAUGCUGAGAAGGACGAAGAUUCCGACUCGGAGAAGGGAGUGGCACAGAUCCGCCAUGAGACCAAAAUCCACAUUCUGAACCUGCUCAUCACAUCCCUGGAGCUGAAGAGCCCCAACCUGGCCCUCUACCUGCUGGGCUAUGAGCUCAAGAAACCCGUCUCCACCACCAACCUGCAGGACGCAGGAGUGCUGGGGUGUCCGCGGAGCUGCCUGCACGCCAUCCUGAGCCUGCUGCAGAGGGGCAGUGAGAAGCGCUCAGGGCCUGUCCUCACCAUGCAGGCCCCGCACCUGGCCGAGCUCUGCUACCAGGUGAUCUACCAGCUGUGCGCGUGUCCAGACACUUCGGGCCCCACCAUGCGCUACCUGAGGACCAGCCAGGACUUCCUGUACUCUCACCUGCAGCACCUUCCCUUCAUCCUGCCAGACGCCAAAAUCGCAGCGCUGUCUCAGAUGUCCUGGCUGAUGAAGACGGCCGCCAUCGAGCUGCGGCUGACAUCGCUGAACCGCCAGCGCUCCCACACCCAGCGACUGCUGAGCCUGCUGCUGGACGACCAGCCGCACACGCAGCGCGCCGAUGGAGAAAUGGGGAUGGAGGAGGAGACUCGAUCGGUCAGCGGAUUCCUUCAUUUUGACACUGCUUCUAAAGUGCGAAGGAAACUCCUCAGUAUCCUGGACGCCAUUGACUUCAGUCAGAAAGUUCCAGAACUGCUGCAGCUUGACUUCUUCGAGCGCACUCAAAUAGAGCAAGUCAUCUCCAACUGCGAGCACGUGGACAAGCACGGACACACCGUUUGCAAUGUGAAGCUACUGCACCGAGUCCUAGUUGCAGAAGUCAACGCUCUCCAGGGAAGAGCAGCCAUUGGUCAGCGGCCCUUGCUGAUGGAGGAGGUGAACUCCAUUCUGCAGCAGGUGGUGGAGAGGAACCACGUGCGCCACAGCCUGAGCGCCAAGCGCCACGCCCUGCAGGCCUGGCGGGAGCUGGUGGAGACGCUGUUCACCGCCUGCCCCUUCGACCUCGUCCCCACAGACGAGCGCCAGCUCAUCAUCCGAGACCUGCUCCUGGACCUCCACGACAAGGUGCUGUCGGAGGACGCUGCAGUGGAGCUCAUGCCGGUGGCGGCUGGAGCCGUCUUCACCCUCACGGCGAACCUCAGCCACUCUGUGAUGUCAGAGCAGCAGCAGGGCCUGGGGAUGGAGGGCGGGGCCUCGUCCGGGUUCGCCUCCAUAGCCAAUUCCGCCCUGCACCUGAUACUGCGCAAGCUUCUGGACUUCAUCCUCUGCACAGGUGGAGGGUUUCAGCGUCUGCGUGCUCACCUGUAUGGCUCCCUGCUCUACUAUCUGCAGAUUGCUCAGAAGCCAGAGGAGCCAGACACACUGCAGACAGAUGGGAAGUCUAUGUGGGAGAGGCUGACCGCUCCUGAGGACGGCUUCUCCAAACUGCAGAGGGAGAACCUGUCCAUCAUCGAGAGCUACGGCACUGCGCUCAUGGAGGUGGUGUGCAGGGACGCGUGCGACGGACACGAGAUCGGCAGGAUGCUGGCCCUGGCGGUGCUGAACCGGAUCCUGGCCAUUGACAGGCAGCGGCAGUGGCUGCUGUUUGUGUGUAACAGCGGGUACCUGCGUGUGCUGGUGGAGAGCCUCCGUCAGGAUGACCUCGCCCUCCAGGUUCUGCUCACCCCCCAGCCCCCUUUGCUCAAGCCCCUCUACGUCUACGAGUCCAAGAUGGCGCUGCUGAUGCGGGUGGCGAUGACGGGGCAGGGGGCGGUGGAGCUGCUCCGCUGUGGGCUGGUGGGCCAGCUGGUGGAGUGCCAGGUGUUCGACAUGCUGCCCGAGAGCGACUCGCACAGAGUGUUUGGUCAGCGAGACCCUUCCGGGUUCAUCCCCAGCCCCCUCGAUCUCUACAGGCAGAUUCUUCUGCCAGCUCUGAGGCUUCUCCAGGUCAUACUCACUUCCACUCAGCACCAGCAGGGGGCAGCACAGGUAUUGCAGUGGUUGAUUGCGCAUUCAGACACAAUCCAGUCCAUCCUGCGCUGCCAGGAGCUGAGCAUGGGGGCGCUGCAGGAGCUCUCCAUGCUGACGGGCAUCAUCAGCAAGACCGCCCUGCCAGGGGUCCUGAAGAUGGAUCAGGAUAUAAACAGCUCUGCUUUAAUGGAGUUCCAGGGUCACAUUGGGAGAUUCCAGCGACAGUGCCUGUCUCUGCUCGGCCGGCUGGCGGGCAGUGAGCGCGUGCGGAUCCUGAAGAUGGUGGAGGAGGGCGUGGCCCCGGGGGAGCCGGCCGACCGGCGGGAGGAGAUGGAGCUGGCCGCUCAGCAGAUCUGUGCCAAUGUGAUGGAGUACUGCCAGACGCUGCUGCUGCAGAGCUCGGCCAAGGCCCAGUUCAGCGUCUGCCUCUUCAGCCCCUCUGCCAGUGAGCCGGCCGUCAGAGACGCCUCCCGCGCAGACCUGCCCGUGCCGCUGGCCUCCCGCGUGCCCACGCUGGGCCUGGUGCUCUUCCUGCUGAAGAACGCCACCGCCGACUUCUUCCGCUUCCACCAGAGCCACCAGCAGAGCCUGGGCAAGCUGCAGGGCCUGGAGAACCUGCCCCCGGAGGAGCUCAAAGAGCUGUGCCAGGCACUGGCGUACGGGUCAGGAGGGGUGGACAAAAUCCCCCCUGUCCAGCGGAGUGUUCUGGCCAAGCGUCGCCUGGUCCAGCUCAUCAACAACCGGGCCAAGCUUCUGGCUCUCAGCUCCUACGUCAUUGAGACCUGUCUGUUCGUGCUGUGGCGCCACCUGGAGUACUACCUGCUGUACUGCACCCCCAGCGACCCCAAGGACUCCCUACUACCAAGCUCUAACUCCUUUGGGAUGCUGCAGAGUGGCGGGGGGCGCAGUUUGGGUCUGUCUCAUGUCAGCAGGCAGGACCUGGAGCAGCUCCAGAGCGACGUGGCCUGCAGCUUCGGGGACUCCCUGCAGAGGAAGCUGCUGGAGGUGGAGGUGGUGUACAGUCAGGCGCGCUCGCGCUACACCUUCAUACAGGUGCUGGUCCGCAGGAUCCGCGGCCUGCUCUGCCGGCCCAAGAGUUAACCCCCCCCCCCCCGGCCCGCCCUAAAGCCCUGCGCACCUCCGCACAGGAAGAGGACGCACCUGAGGGGAAGGGGUGGGGGGGGCGGGGAACAACUGCCCUGCUCCCCACAUGUAAGACCCAGGCCCACCCCUGUCCUGUAGGAUAAAACCAGCCUCUGAAUGAACUGUCCUCUUUGCCUCAGGAACGCUGGUCACUCUUCUCUGUACUCCUUUUACACGUAAUCGGCUCAUGCGCUGCUGUUUUCCUAGCACACUCGAUGAAAUUUACUAUUGUAUAAGGCGUUCUGGAUUAUAUUUUUUGUUAUUUCUGAGUUUUUUUUUUUUCUUUUCUUUUUUGUCUUUUUUAUUGUGAAAAUUAAAAUUUUGUAAAUCCCUAUUCUCUGACUUAUGUGCGAGAAGUUUCCAGUUUGAUUUGCGUGUUGGUGUUUCGAAUUUGUGAAUGGACGUUUUUGUCUUAUGUUACUGGAUAAAUUAGGUCAUGAGUAAAGUCAGGCAUCGUUGAGAUGCUAGCAUCAGAUGUAGCUGCAGAUCUGAUGUACUUAAAUCUUGACAUCUUGUCUGCUUGGCAGAAACAAUCCUUUUCAUUCUUAUCCACACUGAUUCUUUGGACACAAAGGUCUAAUUUAAAGACAGAAGUGUGCACUGAUACACAAGAACAGUCUCCACCCAAAACACACAAGUCACAGUUGCUCAGGUUCAGCACAGUCCACAUGCCAAAAAUCUGCCAAAUCCUCUUGUGAGCACUAAAAAACAAGGGAGUAUUCCUGACCUUUCUGAAGGAUAACUGAACACAAGAAAAAUCAUCCUGCUCAUGAAAACAUACUCACAAUUCUGUGUAACAGCCUACUGGGAAAUAAGAAAACAUUGUUAAGCAGGAUACAGACCAACUUCAAUAUUGUAAGGUGAUGUUUAUACAAAAUGAAGAAAAACCAAGGACCACUUGGUUUUGAGCAAACUCAAUAAAAACAAUUGAAUGUCAAA